AUGCCGCAUGGCCAAUCCAGCCGCGUUCUGGAUGGCAAAGUGUGGGAUGCUUUGUCAAUGGAAUCAAAGAUGAAGGGCCAAGAGCAGUGUCUCUUGUGGAGGCAUGCGAUGUUGAAAGCCCUGCUAUGUCACCAUGACAAACUCAUCGCAGCCGGUAACAUCAGGAAGUCGUUGACUGCCAAGGAAAUGCUGGCCAAGGUGCAGACCUUUGAACGCAUCCUGUUGGAACUCACUGGAAUUGCCAAAGGUGUUCCUACGUUGUCGGUGCACCAGGUGGAUGAAGGUCUUGGAUGUUUUGAAGUUGAAGGAGUGGUGUCGGUGUUGGGCAAGACGAAGGCGAAGCCUCACGCGGUGUACACUCCUGCGGACGAUGUGAGGGUAGCAGCCCACAAGUGCAUCCUGUACUGGCGGGGUUGUGGUGCUGCUACCCUCGCAUCCCCCUACCAGGCCUUCGUGGACUCCAUGGAGGCAAAAGCUGUGGCGGCACGUGGAUCGGCGCCGCCACCGCCAGCUAAGGUGAUGCAGGUCAAAGCCAAGUGGUUUCAAAGGAUUGCAGACGAGUUUGGCAAAGGCUCUCAUCAAGACUGUUUCGACAUGUUCAGCAAACCCAAGGGUAGCUUUGUGAACAAAGACUUGGCGUCAGGGAAAUGCAUUCUAGUGCCCUUCACCGACAAGCUCUAUUUGGAUAUCGAUGGCAAGGGACAACCGCCAGGGUCCAUAGCGUUGUGCGACGAGAAGAUUGAGGGGAACGCUGUCGGAGGCACCCACUAUGGUGUGGUCCUAUGCAAGAAAUCAUCAAGACCACGCCUGGCGGACCUGAUGCGCCAGUUCCAGGAACAGCUCAUCAACAGUGGUCUGAUCACGGUGAAUCGCCCAUUGAAACCUCUUGUGCACUACCACCUGUUGACCAGCGUGAACUUCGAUGACCCUGAGACAUGGAGCCAUGGGAAAGGUGAAUGGGAGAUGGAUACGUAG
Molecule: messenger RNA, 975 nt
Organism: Durusdinium trenchii
Lineage: Eukaryota; Dinophyceae; Suessiales; Symbiodiniaceae
Source: the annotation of a GenBank genome assembly